Episyrphus balteatus (marmalade hoverfly) is the source of this 1748-nucleotide messenger RNA. Its product is annotated as dynein regulatory complex subunit 2. Gene Ontology annotation, cellular component: axoneme; axonemal dynein complex. NCBI's taxonomy places the organism in Eukaryota, Metazoa, Arthropoda, Insecta, Diptera, Syrphidae. The transcript has 7 exons. Gene Ontology annotation, biological process: regulation of cilium movement; axonemal dynein complex assembly; cilium-dependent cell motility. The record is from RefSeq and is a predicted model, not a curated record. Bases 179 to 1744 code for a protein of 521 amino acids.
GUCAUACACGUGCCAUACAAAAUCACCAAGGUAUCUUGUUUUGUUUAUCCAAAAUAACAACAACGACUAUACCUAUUCAUUCUGAAAUCCGAUAAUAAACAGUUUGAGUGUUCAGUAAUAAUAAACAAAAGAGGAAAAAACAUAAAAAAUAAAGGCGAAUUAAAGAACUAUUAACAAAAUGGGUAAAAAAGGAAAAUCAAAAAAUAAACUUGCAAAAAUGUCCGAAGAAGAACGGGCUAGAUAUUUGCAACUUCGUGCAGAUAUCGAAGAAGAAGCUCGCCGAAGAAAGCAACAUUUAAUAUCACUUUACAUGAAGAAUAAACUAAAACGUGAAGAUGCCUUCUCUCGAUUAAAUUUGGCAAAAAUAAAUCAAGAAUGGCGUUCAAUUCUGCGGCAAAUUAAAUGUCAAGAUUUGAAAAACGAAAUGAUUGAAGUGGAAAAAUUCUUUAGAAUAGCUUUGGAGAGGAAGGAUAGAAUUAUUCAUCAGCUUUUGAAUGAAUUGGAUAUUGCUGAGGAUAUGAAUGCAACAUUGCAACAGUCUCAAAUGGAAAUUAUUGGCAAAAUGAUUUCAACUCAAACCUACCGCAUGGAAUUUUUCAAAACACAAUAUUUAAAAAAUAAAUCAAUCAUUUUACAAAAGUGUGAAAUGGAUUUUAAAACAUUUCGAGGAAAUCGCAAAAAAGCUCAAGAAGAAUUAGAAUGUGUUGCAUAUGGAUUGGAAGAUAAAGCUGAUGCAAGUUUGAAAGAAAAACAUGAAGAUCAUCUUCAACGUUUGGAUGAAAUGAGAAGUUCAAUGACUCUUCAACUCGAAGAAAUCACCAGAGAACGUGAACAAAAACUCGAAUACCUUUGGAAUAAGUAUCAAGAAGUCUUGACAAACUAUGUCAAAUAUACUGAAAGCUUUUACGUUGAGUACAUGGAUUUGAAAGAAAGUGACGAACAGAGCAAUAAUAUAAUUCGUGAACAGUGUUAUGAAAUUGAACGAGCUACUGAACAAAUAGCAAGUUUGAAAAUUGCUGCUGUUAAUGCGACGGAAGAAGCUGAAUCACAAGUUGAAUAUCUUCAAAAACUCAAAAAUGAACUGACUGAACGUUUAGGUCAGAUGAAAAAAGAAUUUGAUGAACGUUUGAAGCUUGAUGCGAAAGAAUUUAAAAAAAUGGGAGUUGAAAGUCAUAAUACUUUGAAGACCUUGAAGGAGUAUGUUAAGAAAGGUGAAUCGAUAUUACAGCUUGCUGCUGUUUGUCGUCGUUUGGAGACUGAAAGAGAAAAAGUUCUUCCAUUUGGUUUGCCAAAAGAAAGUGCCUUUGAGGACUCGAUUGAUGAUUCACCACCAAAAGAACUCAAAGGGUCAACUCUUUUGGUUUGGAAUAAUAUGGGUAACUUUUGGCGUCGUGUCAACGGCGCUCGAUUAGAUGUUACCCAAUUGAAACGAGAAAAGACACGACUUGAGGCUGAAAAUGUUUUACUCAAAUCACAACUUCGUGACUAUUUGAUUGAUUUGAAUAUACAAACUGGAAGUAAUGCACAUGUUAAUGAAUAUGUUAGUAAACGUCCGAGUAGUAUGAUGGUGGAAAGAGUUGCCAGCUUUGAAUUAGGAAAGACUAAAAGUGCUGGGAAUAGAAAUUUAAGAAGACCUUUUACAUGCAUUGAGGCUAAUUUUUCAAAUGCAGUGCGGUCGAAGGCAUUGGUGGCUGGGAAGCCAGCAACAGCUAAAAUUGGAGCUAUAAUAAGACGGAAUUUUUAAUUUU